GAUAUCAAUCAAUCUGGAUACAUUUUAUACAGUUGAUUAACAUGUAAUAAUUAACUCUUAAUACGCAAACUAACACUUUAGCCGUUUUAGACUGUUUGUAAUUCCCUGCUGAGUAGCUCCGGAGAAGUCUUAAUAACGUGUGACGUAACAGCAACAGGGAUCUUGUGUGAAUGACUCGAGGAGGGAGAGGGGAUAACCAGGCUGACGACCUCUUGGUCUUACGUUGUUCAUGCUGCAUUCACUGUAACGCACCAACCUAAUGACAGCACCAUGUCCUGUGGACAGCAAUUCCCCUCAAGAAAAAACAUUUUCGUCUGUUGCCUUAAAACUCCUGCCUUGGAUUGUCGCUACUGAGGACGGUAUGGGAAUGGAUCUUAGCUAGCUAGCUAGGAUAUAUGGCUGCCUUGCUAACUUGAUUGCGGUGUUGCUGCUUUUUAUGCAAUCAUCCAGCAAACUGCAUAGGCACAAAGCUUGCCGUAUGCUGGACGAUUUUGCCUCGGUAGGCAGCCUGUGUCACUGAUGACAGGUGCGGCGCGGGUCUGGGCGUGCUCAGUGCACUUGUGAACGUCAGGAUGAGUGGGACUGGGGAACAGACAGACAUCCUGUCAGUGACAGACCUGGUCAGGGACCGAUGGAGAGUGGUGAAGAAGAUAGGUGGAGGGGGCUUUGGAGAGAUCUAUGAAGUGCUGGAUCAGCUGAAUCAGGUCAAUGUUGCGCUUAAAGUGGAGUCAGCCCAGCAGCCCAAACAGGUCCUCAAGAUGGAAGUGGCUGUGCUCAAGAGGCUGCAGGGUAAAGAACACGUAUGCCGUUUUGUUGGUUGUGGCCGCAAUGACCGCUUCAACUAUGUUGUGAUGGAACUACAGGGGAAGAAUCUGGCGGACCUGCGUCGGACCAUGAGGAAUGGAACGUUCUCUGUGUCCACCACCCUCAGACUCGGCCGGCAGAUUCUGGAAGCCAUAGAGAGCAUCCACUCCGUUGGCUUCCUGCACCGCGACAUCAAACCGUCUAACUUUGCCAUGGGUCGACUGGCCAGUACAUGCAGGACGUGCUACAUGCUUGACUUCGGCCUGGCAAGGCAGUUCACCAACUCCUCCCAGGAAGUCCGGCCGCCUCGUCCAGUAGCUGGUUUCAGGGGGACUGUGCGCUAUGCGUCCAUGAACGCCCACAAGAACAAGGAGAUGGGUCGUCAUGACGACCUCUGGUCACUCUUCUAUAUGCUGGUGGAGUUCAUGGUGGGCCAACUACCUUGGAGGAAAAUCAAGGACAAAGAGCAGGUGGGUAACAUGAAGGAGACCUACGACCACAAGCUCAUGCUCAAACACCUGCCUUCAGAGUUUACCGUCUUCCUGGACCACAUCUCCACUUUAGACUACUACACCAAGCCUGACUACCAGAUGCUCAUGUCCGUGUUCGACAACAGCAUGAAGACUUACACUGUGCUGGAGAAUGACCAGUAUGACUGGGAGCGCAGUGACUCCGAGGGCCUGUUGAGCAUCCAGACCCUGACCACAACCGCCCAGCAGCUCACCCGCCUCACUCCUGCAUGCAUGGGAAUGGCCAACGCGUCAGUGGUGCCUGGAGACCUGCAGCGGGAGAACACGGAGGACGUCCUCCAGGGCGAGAGGUUGAGUGAUGCCGAUAACUGCCCCCCGAUGCCGUCCCAGCAUGCCCUGGGUGGUGACGUAUGGGAGGAGAUGGAGCGCACCCGGGACCGCAACCGCAACCACAUGCAGCAACAGCAGCAGCAGCAGCAACAGCAGCAGCAGCAGCAGCAGCAGCAGCAGCAGCAGCAGCAGCAGCAGCCGCUCAUCAGGAAGGUGAGGGAGGUGAGGCCAGCUGCCCUGCAGAGAGUGAAGGUGGCCAGCGAAGAUGAGCGCAGCCAGAACCAAGGAAACCAGAGCCCCAACAGCGGGUCCAUUCAGGGCUCUCCUCGUCGGGUGCGGUCGGAAACGGUUUUGCUGGACCGGAUGGCGCCUUUGCUUCGUCGCAUGAGGCAUAGUCAGAGCAUGGGUCUUGACAAGAGGCUCACUCCCGAACCCAAACCCACCAUCGAGCGCUUCCUGGAAGCUUAUCUAGGCAAACAGCGACCAGGCCUUGCCCAGGAUCGAGAGCGAGGCUCCAGCCUGGGCAGCCUUCGAGGCAGUGGCGGUGAUGAGGACCUCCAGCAGCUAGGGGGUGCCAGCUCCCCCAAGCAGGGCUCCCAGGGCUCCCUGGAGCAAGAGGAGGCGGCCAGCAGCGGUGGCUACGUAGCAGUCACCCUGAGCCCCGUGCUCCAGGUGGGAGACUCCCAGGAGUGGGUGAUGGUGGAGCUGGAAGGGGGCAGCGGGAGUGGUGGCUCGGCCGUGUCCAAGCCUGAGGACGAGGAGAGAUCCGGGGGCGGCGGAUGCACACUGGGGCCUGAGGUCCUGGCCCGCACCUGGUCGGACCCGCUCCCUCAGCGCAGCAUCGGCAGCACGAGCUCAGGCGAGCUGCAAGGCGUCCUCUGCCACACCUCCCCUCCCUACGGUCGGUUGCCGGGGUUACCCGGGUUGCAGGGGCUGUGUGGUGGGCUGACAGGGCUCAGGAGGCUGCCCACCAUACCAUCGACCGCUGUCAUGCGCAUUGGCCGCACUCCGCAAGAACAGUUUGGUGAGCAACAGAAAGCUGAACGAGACAGCAGACAGGAGGAACAACCUGGAACCACAGAGGACCAGCACGAGAGGGAGCUUGGCCCGGACGACCCCCCCAGCCCCGCAGGGCCAACCCCGGAUCCCCCGCCUGACAGGAACCCCCCAAGGGAUACCCCCAAACUCACCUCUAAGGAUGUUGAGGGAGAAAGUGACUCUGGGUUCCCUGACCAGGGCGACACGACAGCCGGCGGCAUGGAGGGUACCCAUCCCUCGGGGGCCACCCCGCCUCCCGCCCUGAGACGGGACUCCUCUCCCAGGGGGAGCCGGAUCCCUGUGCGUGACCUCGACUCACCUACGCGCCGGCCCCUAUCCCCUUCUCUCUCCCCGGCCAUCUCCCCUUCCUGUGAACACUUCCCCUCUGUGCUGCUGCGUGACCGGCUGGUCCUGGGGGGUUCGGUUGGUGGGGGUGCCUGGCAGGUUGAGGACCCCCCCUCGCUGUCGUCGUUGUCUUCGUGGAGGAGCCGGAUCCCACGGCCCCUGAGCCCCACACUGGCCCCGCCUGACGUGCAGGCUACCAACCGUUUCCUGCCCCGCCCCCCGCCAGGCAAACCUCCCCUCCGCCCCGCUGGAGACAACAGGCGCCGGCGUUACCGUAUCCGUGCCAGCAGCACUAGCGACGCCGAUCUCCUCGACAACCUCACCCAGCUGAUGCAGGAGCGUGGAGGCCCAGCCACCCACUACAGAAGCCCCUCCUCCUCAGCCCUGCAGCGCUCCCUGAGCUCCUCCCCCUCUCGCCACGAGUCGCAUGAUGUUGGUGGAGUCUUCCUGGGACGCAGCCAAUCGCCGUCCAGCUUUUCUGGGUCCCCGCCCCCUCUUCGCGCGGCCGAGCUGAGGGCCUAUCGGUCGUCAGGGUACUGCCCCAAAGGCAGGCUGGGUAACCCUGAAGGGAAACUCGCUACCAAGCUGAGCAGAUGAACAACCGUCCAACUUCAGGAUGGGAUGGACUGGGGGGGGGGGGGUCAUGGGUAGCGGCACAUGGCUCUAUUCUAACUGUGGAAUGUCUGGAAGAAUUCUCUGGAAUUGUAGUUUGAGCCUGAGCUGAACUUUCGGAAACACUAGUGACCAAGUUUGGACAGAAUGCUUGGAACAUCCUUGUUACUGAUGAUUACAACAAUGACAAUGGCGAUGGCACUGAAGAUGACACUGGUGUAAAAAUGGUCCCUUGCCUUUUCAAACUCCUGUCAGGCACAUGUGUCUUCUGCCACACCUUAGACACCUUGUGCUCCAUUGUUUUUUCUGUUGAUUUUCUAUUCACUGUUUCUUUUUGUCUGUCCUUAAAAUCACUCGAUUUCAUUCCUUUACACUACUCCUGAAAUUCCUUUUAUGGCUUGCCCUUGAAGGAUCGUUGCACAUCAGUCUUUUGCCAAAACCAUAGAAUUUACAUCAUUCUAUGGUUUGUCAGCUCAUGUAUUUUAAUUUUUUUUUAAAUGCAUUCUUUUUUAUGUCUCCAUUGUAUCAUAUGUCAUUUGUUAAAGUCCAAAUAUAAUUUAUUUUUCUUAGGAAAAGAGUUAUUUUCUAUUUUCAUUGACUCCGCCAUUAUUGAUCAGUGGAUAUCAAUUGAUCAGAUGGCCAUAUGGUAAAAGUUCUGUAUAGCCGUAUUUGGUUCAAUCAAGCAUGUGUAUAUAUAUAUGUAUUUAAGGGAAUGUAUGUAAUGUAAAACAGUAUCAUCUAUAGAAUGUAUUUAUUUAUUAUGGACAUGUGUGUUACGGUACUUGACAGCUAAGCUCGGAAUUGACAAUGUGUUCUUGCUUUGGCAGCCACAUAUUCAAGCAGUCAGUUGUCUUAAAAAAAAAAAGAAAAUGGUCAAGUGUCCUCUCCUCCAUGCCUGCAGUCUCCCCCUGCCAAAGUACUGUACUUUGGGGGGAAAAAAACAAAACAAAUGGGGAAAAAAGGAGAUAUUCCGCACCGUACAUUUUUGAAAACUCUUUCCUUCUCCUAAUAUGAACACUAGCUAAAUGUAGUCAAUCAGUUAUCGUUCACCGCAGUAGAGGUUACAGCAUAUAUAUAUAUAUUUGAAUCUGCACUGUUUUAGCAGUGCACUCAUGUGACGCCAUUGGCAAAAUGCAGUUUAUGAUACUGGCCUUUUUAGAAUCCCAUUACCAGAUCUAGUCAUAUUUAGAAAGCCAGAAGCCGUAACAGCAUUUCAUCCAUAUUUGAAAUCCAGAACACUGAGGUGUCGCUCAGCUCUCCCUGAACUUGAUUUAGUAAUUUAAAAAGAGACGAGAGAAACCCUUUUUUGGUCUAUGAGGUUAUAAAUACUGUACAUUUUGUCAAUAGGCCACAUGCUCACUUCACUGUAAUCAAACCACUCAUGCUUACUGUAUCUUACAAGGAAGAUACUUAAAAAGGACAUGACAUCCUGUCUGAAAGACCUUUAGUCUUAAUAGCUGUACAGAAUCUCUAUGUAAACUGCCAGUCAUUGUGGCAUCCUCAGCUAUACCAAGUAGUAUAGUGCUAUAUUUUUCCUUCAGUUGCCAGCGUUUUUCUUUAUCAUAUAUCACGCAAAUAAACACAUCUGAUAUGUUGGAAUGUAAAUGUGAAAGGGGAAAAGUGUGCAUGACUGAUUGCACAUAAGUCACUGUGGUCAUUAGCUUUUGUAUUCAUUUAUACAACAUCGAUGUACUGUAUAUUGUCUGUACAAAUCAAUCUGUUUAUUUUUUAAAAUAAACUGCUCAUGAACUGAAACAUCAAGGAGACCAACAGUUUGGUUUAGAUGAAAACA
Molecule: messenger RNA, 5391 nt
Organism: Clupea harengus (Atlantic herring)
Lineage: Eukaryota; Metazoa; Chordata; Actinopteri; Clupeiformes; Clupeidae
Gene: ttbk2b
Product: tau tubulin kinase 2b
Biological process (GO): protein phosphorylation
Molecular function (GO): protein kinase activity; ATP binding
Source: RefSeq, a predicted model, not a curated record